GAGGACGCUGCCGAGAGGGAGCGCGGCGGCGGGCGGACGAGAUGCGAGUGCGGCGGCUCUGGGCCGCGGUGCUGAUGGUGGGGGCGCUGGCGGGCGUCGGCGUCGGAGGGCCCAACAUCUGUGCCACACGAGGUGUGAGCUCCUGUCAGCAAUGUCUGGCUGUGAAUCCCAUGUGUGCCUGGUGUUCAGAUGAGGCGCUGUCUCCAGGUUCGCCCCGCUGUAACCUGAAGGAGAACCUGCUGAAGGAUAACUGCGCCCUGGAGUCCAUCGAGUUCCCGAUCAGCGAGGCCAGAAUCCUGGAGGCUAGGCCCCUCAGUGACAAGGGCACUGGAGACAGCUCCCAGAUUACCCAAGUCAGUCCCCAGAGGAUUGCCCUCCGCCUCCGGCCAGAUGAUUCGAAGAUUUUCUCCGUCCAAGUUCGGCAGGUGGAAGAUUACCCUGUGGACAUCUACUACUUAAUGGACUUGUCUUACUCCAUGAAGGAUGACCUGCGGAACAUCCAGACCCUGGGUACCAAGCUGGCCUCCCAGAUGCGUAAGCUCACCAGUAACCUGCGGAUUGGCUUCGGGGCCUUUGUGGACAAGCCCGUGUCACCAUACAUGUAUAUUUCUCCACCAGAGGCCAUCAGAAACCCUUGCUAUGAUAUGAAGGCUACCUGUUUGCCCAUGUUCGGCUACAAACAUGUGCUGACACUAACUGACCAGGUGACCCGCUUCAAUGAGGAGGUGAAGAAGCAGAGUGUGUCACGGAACCGAGAUGCCCCAGAGGGUGGUUUUGAUGCCAUCAUGCAGGCUACCGUCUGUGAUGAGAAGAUUGGCUGGAGGAAUGAUGCCUCCCACUUGCUGGUGUUUACCACUGAUGCCAAGACCCAUAUAGCGCUGGAUGGAAGGCUGGCAGGCAUCGUCCAGCCCAAUGAUGGGCAGUGUCAUGUGGGCAGUGACAACCAUUAUUCUGCCUCCACCACCAUGGAUUAUCCCUCCUUGGGGCUGAUGACUGAGAAGCUAUCCCAGAAAAACAUCAAUUUGAUUUUUGCAGUGACUGAAAGUGUAGUCAAUCUUUACCAGAACUAUAGUGAGCUCAUCCCAGGGACCACAGUGGGGGUUCUGUCUACUGAUUCCAGCAAUGUUCUCCAGCUCAUUGUGGAUGCUUAUGGGAAAAUCCGCUCUAAAGUAGAGCUGGAAGUGCGUGACCUCCCCGAGGAGCUGUCCUUAUCCUUCAACGCCACAUGUCUCAACAACGAAGUCAUCCCAGGCCUGAAGUCUUGUGUCGGACUCAAGAUUGGAGACACGGUGAGCUUCAGCAUUGAGGCCAAAGUGCGUGGCUGCCCCCAGAAGAAGGAGAAGUCCUUCACCAUCAAGCCUGUGGGCUUCAAAGACAGCCUCACCGUGCAGGUCACUUUCGACUGUGACUGUGCCUGCCAGGCCGAGGCUGAGCCUCACAGCCCCCGCUGCAACAAUGGCAAUGGGACCUUUGAGUGUGGGGUGUGCCGCUGUGGGCCUGGCUGGUUGGGGUCCCAGUGCGAGUGCUCGGAAGAGGACUACCGCCCCUCGCAGCAGGACGAGUGCAGCCCCCGGGAGGGCCAGCCCAUCUGCAGCCAGCGGGGCGAGUGUCUCUGUGGCCAGUGCGUCUGCCACAGCAGUGACUUUGGCAAGAUCACGGGCAAGUACUGCGAGUGUGACGACUUCUCCUGUGUCCGCUACAAGGGGGAGAUGUGCUCAGGCCAUGGCCAGUGCAGCUGCGGGGACUGCCUAUGUGACUCCGACUGGACCGGCUACUACUGCAACUGUACCACGCGCACGGACACCUGCAUGUCCAGCAACGGGUUGCUGUGCAGCGGGCGGGGCAAGUGCGAGUGCGGCGGCUGUGUCUGCAUCCAGCCCGGCUCCUACGGGGACACCUGUGAGAAGUGUCCCACCUGCCCUGAUGCCUGCACCUUUAAGAAGGAGUGUGUGGAAUGUAAGAAGUUUAACCGGGGAACACUCAACGAGGAAAAUACCUGCAACCGUUAUUGUCGUGAUGAGAUUGAACCUGUGAAGGAACUUAAGGACACUGGCAAGGAUGCUGUGAAUUGUACCUACAAGAAUGAGGAUGACUGUGUUGUCAGAUUCCAGUACUACGAAGACUCCAGUGGAAAGUCCAUUUUGUAUGUGGUAGAAGAGCCAGAGUGUCCCAAGGGCCCUGACAUCCUGGUGGUCUUGCUGUCCGUGAUGGGGGCCAUUCUGCUCAUCGGCCUUGCGACUCUGCUCAUCUGGAAGCUUCUCAUCACCAUCCAUGACCGGAAGGAGUUUGCUAAAUUUGAAGAAGAGAGAGCCAGAGCCAAAUGGGACACUGCCAACAACCCGCUGUAUAAAGAGGCCACGUCCACCUUCACCAACAUCACCUACCGGGGCACUUAAAGAGCAGUCAUCCCAGGAUCACUCUUGGACUGUGCCCAGGAUCGCGGAUGUCUCUGCUUGUCAUGUUUACAGGGGGCAACACCUGUGGGGCGGGAUUGAGGGCUUGGAGUGGGGUGGGCUGGAAGAAUGUGGGUCUGUGUGUGUGUGUGUGUGUGUGUGUAUGUGUGAUACGUGUAGGGGGAGUGUAUAAUUUAAAACCUGUGUCCCAGAUGAGCGAAGCUCCUCAGUCUUUGUCCUCAGAAUGCCUCCUUCCUUCAGGGAGUUUUCCUGCUUAACCUGAGGGUGACCUACAUCGCUGAGCAGGUGUUCUUUAUUACCUCAGUGGGCGGCCAACUUUCCUUCUCAGGACAGUCUCUUGGAGAGGAGGGCAGGGCCAAGGACUCUCGUUCCAGAGAGAGGGACCUUGGUUUACCUCGUAUUUCUGGUUCUCGGGCCUGACUCAGCAGCUCUGGUGGGAGCUGCUGGGCUUGAGGCCUUGUUGUGUCAUUCGAGCCUCUGUCUCUUGUCCCUUCCCUCAGGCUGAGGGAGACAUCAGGGGAAAGCUGAACCAUCAGGCCUGCCUGUCUUUGCCGUCACCUCAACCCAGCAUAGUUCUCUACUAAGGGAAGUCCUUGCUGUCUAGUCUUCGAUCUACUGGGAGAUAGGCUGGCGCUGGGGAGCGGGAGGACAUGCAUGACCUGGGGUUAAGGUGCCCGGGCUCCCCCAUUCAUGAUCAUACCCUUCAGAUUUGCCUUAUUGGCAGCUCCUUCCUAGAGAUUCCUUUAGAAGUUGUGUGUCACCCUUAGCCAGCAUCACCUCUUUGGCUCCCAUCCCAUCCUUUCACUGCUAUAGACAUUUGUUAUGUACUGGGAGGGGCUUCCCCGGUGGCUCAGUGGGUAAGGAAUCUGCCUGCAAUGCAGGGAAUGCAGAAGGCGUGGGUUCAAUCCCUGGGUCAGGAAGAUCCCUUGGAGGAGGGCAUGGCAAUCCACUCCGGUAUUCUUGCCUGGAGAAUCCCAUGGACAGAGGAGCCUGGUGGGCUACAGUCCACGGGGUUGUGGAGUCAGACACGACUGAAGUGACCAAGCAUGCACCCUCGCACAUAUACUGGGAAUUUCUCUCAUGACCAAAGGCUUUGCCUUCCAGGGAGAGUGCUGUGGUUAGAGUCAGAGGUCUGGCCUCACCCUUCAGGCCUUCUGUCCCAUGUUCAAGGCACCUCCACACACCCAAUUCUGUGCUUCUAUGUGCUACACCCACCCAUGGGGCUGAUUGCAUUUAUCUACCUCUUGGGUGUCUUGUGAAGGAAUCAUUCCCAUGGGACUCUGAGUCUGCUGGGCAUAAGUGCCAGGGUGGAAGGAUGGGCCAGGUGAAUCAGCAGGUGUGGGCCAUCUUCCUGUGGGCUGGGCAACCUCAUUUGAACUCAGUCUUUAAUUUGAGAGGCCACAAGUGGAAUUUUGUUUUUCUCAUUGGGACACCUGAAAUCAGGAUGAGGCUUGCUGAAUCUAAAGGAGCAUAUAUAUAAACACACUUGCAUUAUAUUUGUAAUUUCAUUUGAUGAUGAGGAAGAAAAGGAUGAAAAGCCACACCGACUUGAGCUGGGUGCAGACACGCCCACUUGGCAUCAUUCAUAAGAAGUCACUACCCCAUUGCUGGGUCUGUAAGGGCUCUCUCAUUCUGGGAGCUUGCAGGGUUGGACACAUGGACACGCUGGACCUCUCCCAAGGAGGAGGAGGAAAAUGGGCUGUGCUUUUUUUUUUCCCCUAGCAAAAGCAGUUGCUCCAUUGGUGUUUACAUUUAUUCAACAUUAAUCACCACCACCACUCCCUGAGAAAAAGGGAAGGGCCUAUAAAAACAGGGGUCUGAUGAUAAAAAAAAAAUCUAGGUUCUGACCUCAGUGUUACAGCUAAGGAGCUUUAACCUUAAUUAAGGCAAGUCUUCUCCCUGGGGCUCAGUUUUCUAGUUUGAAAAAUGAUGCAUUUUGCCUAGCCAAUCUAGGAGGUCUCUGUCAGUAUCCACAUUCCAUAAUGCUGGGACUUACUGUGGCAUCAAAUAUGCAGUCAGGAUUCUGUGGGAUGUUGAUACUGUUUUUCAUUUGGGAGAUCUGGCUCUGGCAAGAGCAGGUGACAUCCCAUAUCACCUUUCUCAAUGAAAAAAACCUCAUUCUACUUUCUCUGAGAACACCCUUUUCCAACUUUUGUUAGCAGUUACAUCUCCUGAUAUAGCACUUAAACUCCACUUAGUUAUUAUUUCUUUGUUCACUUUGCACAUGGUUUAAUCCACGUAUUGGGGAAGAGGAAUCCAUAAGAACUAGCUGGAAUGUGUGUUCUGUAUCCAUGUGUUAACAUUGAGAAUAAACCUUGGGAUUGGGAAUGGGGCAGAUAUCUGAGCCCGGUGUCACUCAUGGAUUACUCCUUCCCAUAGGGAAUGGUAAUGUUGUAGAGAGAUAAAUGGGAAGAGACGAUUAUAAAUCCAGGAAGUUGAGAAUCUAAUUCUAACUGUUGGCUCCUGAGAAAAGACUCCAUUGAAGUAGCAGUCAUUUUCUUUAGAUAAGAUGGUUUACAUGAAGAAAUGGUACCAAAGGAGGAGAAAACUGUAUCCUAAGGAGGAAAAAAUUAGUAGGAAUCUUUCUGGGCUUCUGGAAUGAGGCUUACAGGCUUUGAAGACCAGUGUUUGUAUGUGGGGAGAAACCAUAGCUGUGUUCAUGAGCUAGCAAAUAGCAGUCAGUUUUGGCGACAUGUAGGGUGAACCCCUAAGUAGUAUUUUAGCAUCAGAAAACACAGCCCAAAGAAGUUAUUUGUUCUGAGCUCUUUUGGUGAUAUUUUACGUUCAAUCUCAGGGUCUGUGGACAAAAAUGGGAAACUUUGAACAUUCCUGACAAGUUGUCACCUAAGGAGUCAAGUUCUUUACCUCUCAGAUAUUCCUAGACCAUCCAUGAUUUCAAGAUAUUUCUCUUUGUUAAGUAUUUCUGGUUGACCUAAAUGCCUUCCUGACUUCCUAACCACCUCCUCUGUUUGAGUUGUGCAACAGUGAAUUAAAUGUGGUUUCCAAAAAGAA
Dama dama (fallow deer) is the source of this 5426-nucleotide messenger RNA. RefSeq names its product integrin subunit beta 3 (gene ITGB3). NCBI's taxonomy places the organism in Eukaryota, Metazoa, Chordata, Mammalia, Artiodactyla, Cervidae. The record is from RefSeq and is a predicted model, not a curated record. The transcript is spliced from 15 exons. Gene Ontology annotation, cellular component: integrin complex; focal adhesion; cell surface. Gene Ontology annotation, molecular function: fibronectin binding; integrin binding; fibrinogen binding. The coding region runs from base 42 to 2396 and encodes 784 amino acids. Gene Ontology annotation, biological process: integrin-mediated signaling pathway; cell adhesion mediated by integrin; cell migration.